GAUAAUUUACCGUAGAGAUUGUCAUGAAGAAAGUGGUAUAAUGCUGUUGUAGGAUGGCUGAUUGGACAAGGAAAGAAUUAAGAGAAAUGGAAACUGAUACAUUGACCAAUGUGGACUUGAUGGUAUUUUCUAGAUCUUCAGGAGAAGGAGAACAGUAUGAGGAUUGUUCUAGAAAUUCUAAGCUUGCCAAUAUAAGAUCAGUCAGCGUGUACACCUAUUAUGACAUUUUGGAGGAACUUGGCCGUGGUGCUUUUGGAGUAGUGCAUCAGUGUGUAGAGAAGGACAGUGGGAGGAAGUAUCUCGCCAGGUUUAUCCGCACUCCUUACCCAGUUGAUAAGGCCACGGUAAAGAAUGAAAUGAGGAUAAUGAGCCAACUUCAUCACCCCAGUAUUGUUCAUCUGAAGGAGGCAUUUGAGGAUUAUCAUGAAAUGAUUUUAAUUAUGGAAUUCCUUUAUGGAGAGGACUUGUUUAGCAGGAUAGCAGUACAAGAUGAUAGAACAGAGGCCGAUGUGAUUAAAUACAUCCAACAGAUCUGUGAGGGACUCAAACACAUGCACGAGAAAAACAUUGUCCAUUUGGACCUCAAGCCUGGGAAUGUAGUUUGUGAUUCCAUCAAUCACUAUCAUGUGAAGAUGAUAGAUUUGGGCCUGGCUGCUGAACUGAACCCUGAGCAGAUUGUCAAAGUGACAACUGCUAAUUCCGAGUUUACAGCUCCAGAGAUAGUAGUUUCAGAACCUAUUGGGUUUUACACAGACAUGUGGGCUGUUGGAGUGCUUGCUUAUGUAUUGUUGAGUGGAAUAUCUCCCUUUGCUGGUGAGGAUGAGGAGGAGGCUAGGCAGAAUGUAAGUCGUUGUGUGUGGGACUUCUCAGACCAGUGUUUCACUGAAUUAUCUUUGGAGUCCAAGGACUUCAUCAGGAGACUCCUUGUUAGGAACCCCCA
Molecule: messenger RNA, 940 nt
Organism: Saccostrea cuccullata (small rock oyster)
Lineage: Eukaryota; Metazoa; Mollusca; Bivalvia; Ostreida; Ostreidae
Product: probable myosin light chain kinase DDB_G0282429
Exons: 7
Biological process (GO): positive regulation of apoptotic process; intracellular signal transduction; protein phosphorylation
Cellular component (GO): nucleus
Molecular function (GO): protein serine/threonine kinase activity; ATP binding
Source: RefSeq, a predicted model, not a curated record